Lonchura striata (white-rumped munia) is the source of this 3974-nucleotide messenger RNA. RefSeq names its product ATPase secretory pathway Ca2+ transporting 1 (gene ATP2C1). Gene Ontology annotation, molecular function: ATP binding; P-type calcium transporter activity; ATP hydrolysis activity. Gene Ontology annotation, cellular component: membrane. Lineage: Eukaryota; Metazoa; Chordata; Aves; Passeriformes; Estrildidae. The record is from RefSeq and is a predicted model, not a curated record. Gene Ontology annotation, biological process: calcium ion transport.
GGAGGAGGGGUGAAUGUGCUGGAAGCAGCAGUUUUCUAACCUCUUUACUGUAGCUGAACAAGCUUUAAGAGGCAUCAAGCAUUAGGGGGGCUAGGAAAAACCAGGAGCUAGUUACUGUUAAUUGAUUUUUGCAGCAGAAUGUUCUUACCAGAAGUAGAGCUAUUUGAGCAGGCUUCCAGGGAAAUGAUUUGCAUUUGGUAGAACUGCCCCUCAGUUCUUGCAGCUCACACUGCCCUUGUGGCACUUUAACACUAGUCACUUGUUGGAGGCUGUGCAUUUGAUGUUUUGAUUUUCACCAGUUGCUCGGCAGAAAAGGAUUGUGCAACAGUCGAGGACUAGGAGGCUUUGGGAAGAGGCGGAAAACAUGCAUUCAGACCUCCAAACAGGGAAGCAGUAAGAGAAAUUGCCUAAAUUAUGGAUAAUCUGCUGCAUAAGUCUGUCUUCUCCUGUUUUAUAAAGCUUCCUAUCCAUGCAGUUUGGAAACUUAUAUCGACAGUGAAAGCCACGAGGAUUCAAGAAAAGGUUGCACGUCUUCAAAAAAUCCCUGAUGGUGACAAUGAGACAAUGAUUCCUGUACUGUCUUCAAAAAAAGCAAGUGAAUUGCCAGUUGAUGAAGUAGCAAGUAUUCUGCAAGCUAAUCUUCAGAAUGGCUUAAAAAACUGUGAAGUUUGUCAUAGACGGGCAUUCCAUGGAUGGAAUGAAUUUGAUAUUAGUGAAGAUGAACCACUGUGGAAAAAAUAUAUAUCCCAGUUUAAAAACCCCCUUAUUAUGCUUCUCCUGGCAUCUGCAGUCAUCAGUGUUGUAAUGCAUCAGUUUGAUGAUGCUGUCAGUAUUACUGUGGCAAUAGUCAUUGUUGUUACAGUUGCCUUCGUUCAGGAGUACAGAUCAGAAAAAUCUCUUGAAGAGCUUAGUAAACUAGUGCCUCCAGAAUGCCAUUGUGUGCGAGAAGGUCGGGUGGAACACACACUUGCAAGAGAUUUAGUGCCAGGUGAUACAGUCUGCCUCUCAGUGGGAGACAGAGUCCCAGCUGAUCUACGAUUAUUUGAGUCUGUGGACCUUUCUAUUGAUGAAUCCAGUCUCACAGGUGAGACAGCUCCUUGCUCUAAAUCUACAGCUCCUCAGCCAGCAGCGACUAAUGGAGACCUCACUUCUAGGAGCAAUAUUGCUUUCAUGGGGACAUUGGUCAGAUGUGGAAAAGCAAAGGGGAUAGUUAUUGGAACAGGAGAAAACUCUGAAUUUGGGGAGGUUUUCAAAAUGAUGCAAGCAGAAGAGGCUCCAAAGACACCUCUGCAGAAAAGCAUGGAUCUCUUGGGAAAGCAGCUUUCCUUGUAUUCCUUUGGCAUAAUAGGAGUUAUUAUGUUAGUUGGCUGGUUGCAAGGAAAGCAUAUCCUUGAUAUGUUCACAAUUGGUGUGAGUUUGGCUGUAGCUGCAAUCCCUGAAGGACUCCCAAUUGUGGUAACGGUGACACUGGCCCUUGGUGUGAUGAGAAUGGUGAAGAAACGGGCUAUUGUAAAAAAGCUGCCUAUUGUUGAAACUUUAGGUUGUUGCAAUGUCAUUUGUUCAGAUAAAACUGGAACUCUGACAAAGAAUGAAAUGACUGUUACCCAUAUUUUUACCUCUGAUGGGCAGCAUGCUGAGGUUACUGGAGUAGGUUAUAACAGGUUUGGAGAAGUGAUGCUCGAUGGUGAAGUUAUUCAUGGUUAUAACAACCCAUCCAUUAGCAAAAUUGUGGAGGCUGGUUGUGUGUGCAAUGAUGCCUUGAUUAGAAACAACACAUUGAUGGGGAAGCCAACAGAAGGUGCUUUAAUUGCACUUGCUAUGAAGAUGGGUUUAGAUGGAGUCCAGGAAGACUACAUAAGGAAGGCUGAAUAUCCCUUCAGCUCAGAACAAAAAUGGAUGGCUGUUAAAUGCAUUCACAGAACACAGCAGGACAAACCUGAGGUUUGCUUUAUGAAAGGUGCUUAUGAACAAGUCAUUAGAUACUGUACAUCGUAUUACUGUAAGGGACAGAGCCUACCCCUGGUGCAACAGCAGAGAGAGCAGUACCAGCAAGAGAAGGUGUCUAUGGGUUCUGCAGGGCUUAGAGUUCUGGCCUUAGCUUCUGGUCCUGAGUUAGGACAGCUGACUUUUUUGGGGCUUGUGGGAAUAAUUGAUCCCCCGCGGACUGGUGUAAAAGAAGCUGUUACUACACUCAUCACCUCAGGAGUUGCAAUAAAAAUGGUUACUGGAGAUUCACAGGAAACCGCAGUUGCCAUUGCUAGUCGACUAGGAUUGUAUUCCAAAAAUUCACAGGCAAUCUCUGGAGAAGAGAUAGAUGAUUUGGAUAUUCAGCAGCUUUCUCAAAUAACACCAAAGGUUGCAGUAUUCUACAGAGCCAGUCCCCGACAUAAAUUGAAAAUUAUAAAGUCCCUGCAAAAUAAUGGUGCUGUGGUAGCUAUGACAGGAGAUGGAGUGAAUGAUGCUGUUGCUUUGAAGGCUGCAGAUAUUGGUGUAGCCAUGGGACAAACUGGAACAGAUGUUUGUAAAGAGGCAGCAGAUAUGAUCCUCGUGGAUGAUGAUUUUCAGACAAUAAUGUCUGCAAUUGAAGAGGGUAAAGGAAUUUAUAAUAAUAUAAAAAAUUUUGUUAGAUUUCAACUGAGCACGAGUAUAGCAGCACUGACUUUAAUCUCACUGGCUACAUUAAUGAACUUUCCUAAUCCUCUCAAUGCCAUGCAGAUCUUAUGGAUCAAUAUUAUUAUGGAUGGACCUCCAGCUCAAAGCCUUGGGGUGGAGCCUGUGGAUAAAGAUAUUAUUCAAAAACCUCCAAGAAAUCUGAAGGACAGCAUUCUGACCAAAAACCUGAUUGUUAAAAUACUGGUUUCAUCAAUAAUUAUCGUCUGUGGAACACUGUUCGUCUUCUGGAGAGAGUUAAGAGACAAUGUAAUAACACCACGAGAUACAACCAUGACUUUCACCUGUUUUGUAUUUUUUGAUAUGUUCAAUGCUUUGAGUUCUAGAUCUCAGACAAAAUCUGUGUUUGAGAUUGGACUUUGCAGUAACAAAAUGUUCUGCUAUGCUGUCCUUGGAUCUAUAAUGGGGCAGUUAUUGGUCAUUUACUUUCCUCCACUUCAGAAGGUUUUCCAAACAGAGAGCCUGAGUGUCUUGGAUUUACUGUUUCUUCUGGGACUCACUUCUUCUGUGUGCAUAGUGACUGAGCUAAUAAAGAAGUUUGAAAGAAGCAAGGAAAAGAUCCAGAAACGUGGAAGUUCUUCUUCAUCAACUUCGUCUUUUCUUGAUGUAUGAUGCAUAUUGCAUUCUUGUGUUUGAAAACUUAGUGAUUGCUGUCUAAAGAUGUUGGAGAAAGCAAAACACUAUCUGGAGGAUAAAAGAAAUCCUGAGGGCUUUUGACAAGUCCUGUGUUUCACUGGCUAAUGAUGAACUUCAUGUUUCAAGACUGUUUAGAAUUUAACUUCCAGCUGUGGAAGUAACAAAUGAAAUUAUGCAACUUUGGUAACAUUUUUCCUCAAACAUGAAUUUACUUUUAAGAUUGAAUGGUAUUGUGGGGGGGAGAGGGCAGGGGUUAAUUUAAAGGAAGAUCUAAGCCCAAGUCCCAUUUUCUGCACUUAAAAGAUAUAACUGUGUAAAAUCCUUCUCUUAGAUAUAAAUAUUUUAGUUUGUUUUUAUUUAAAACAUUGUACUAUUCUACUUUUAUGGUGAUGGGACUUUGCUACUAAUACAAGGAUAAAAAUAUUUCAGAGGCAUUCCACUGGGUUUAGAGUCUGUCACAAGAGUGCCAUAUUCUAGCUACUGUAUUUAUUUACUUUAUCCUGCAAUGUGUAAGCGGCUCAAGUACCUUGUGCUACAGUUUUUUUUGUAUCCCAAGUUUGGUUUUUUUUUGCACAGGAUGUGACCGCUAUCGGAUCACUGUUUUUCUUUUCUUUUUCUGUGAUUGAAAAGCCUAUACUGCAAUUUUAAGUAAAUGUUUGCUUUUCUUA